GUAAUUGGUGAGUGUGUACUUGUCUAUCCAUCCAUCCAAAUCCGAUUCUCAAUAUCCACUAUUGUGUAAGUGUGACAUUCCCUGCGACUCUUUGCUUAGAAACUCAGGCAAUUGAACAUCUAUCUUCCAAAGUUGGGUUUAUAAGGCAAGCAAAAGAAGAGGCGCUGAUUGAAGAAGGAGUAUGUCCCUACUCCAGAAGAGCCUGUGGUGUGGCUUUGACAUCAUCAUCAACCAUAAUGUACGCUCACUCAACCCAUCACUAUGCGGCAUCCCCAAUUACCAUCUCCCAAAACUGCCAUCCCCCCAUUCUCCACUUCAAUCAACCACACCUGGCAAAGCACGGAGGACAUUCAAACCUUUCUCAGCGGCUCUUCCCGUUCCGCCGCCGCUCGACCUCACAGAAAACAACGUCAGACAGGUUUUGAACGAUGCUCGACAGGAACUGGGUCAGAUCUUCGACACUUCCGUUGGUAUCACAGGAGUGGUUGAACUAGCUGAUUUGGAUGGCCCUUUUGUUAAAAUUAGCUUAAAGGGUCGGUUUUGGCACGAGCGUUCCAUGGUUCUUGCCAGAGUCGGUAAUUAUCUCAAACAGAGGAUUCCUGAGAUUUUGGAGGUUGAGAUAGAAGACGAGAAACAAUUGGAUGACAGUCCUGAGAAUUUUUAAGGGAAAAUUACGACUGGAAUUGUUCGUAUCUCCAUCAUUUGCAAGAAUAUUUUGGUUUUUCCCUUUUGUCCAAUUUGAGAUUUCAGUGAUGAAGAAUAAGGUGGUUUGGUAGAUAAACAGGAAAACAAUAUUGCUUAGAAUUUGUUUUUCAUUGGUUUUAGUAACAUCAUGUGAUUUAUAUAGUUGACUCCCCUUAGCAAGAUAAGGUUAUUGUUGUUGUUGGUAAAUAAAUCGGGGGAGAGCUUAGAUUUUAGAGGAGCUCUGGCCUUAUUUUCUUAAUUACGAACUGCCGGCACUCAAAUGUUGGAUUA
Molecule: messenger RNA, 975 nt
Organism: Cajanus cajan (pigeon pea)
Lineage: Eukaryota; Viridiplantae; Streptophyta; Magnoliopsida; Fabales; Fabaceae
Source: RefSeq, a predicted model, not a curated record